AUGGAGCCUGGGGGUGCAGAGCCUGGGGGUGCGGAGCCUGGGGGUGCUGGGCCUGGGGGUGCUGAGCCUGGGGGUGCGGAGCUUGAGGGUGUGGAGCCUGGAGGUGCUGAGCCUGCGUGUGAGGGGUCUGGGGGUGCUGAGCUUGGCAAUACUGAGUCUGGGGGUUCUGCGCCUGGGGGUGCUGAGGCAUCUCGUGAGCAGUCUCCCUGGAGCGGCCGUCUCCGUAGUCGCUCCGCUGGUGCCUCGCCGCUGCCCUCUUGUCGUCGACUCUCCCUCUCCUCCCUGCAGUGGGUUGUGUGGUACCUUGGCCGUCAGGGCCGCGCUGCUGGAGCUGGUGACUCUGCUCCUGGAGCUGUUUUUCCUGGAGGCUCUGCUGCUGCUGAGGGUGCGGGCGCUGGAGGUUCUGGAGCUGCUGGAGGUCCUGGUGCUGGUGGCGCUGGAGCUGGAGGUUCUGGAGCUGCUGAGGGUGCUGGCACUGGAGGUUCUGGAGCUGCUGGAGGUGCUGGCGCUGAGGGUGCUGGCACUGGAGGUUCUGGAGCUGUUCGAGGUACUGACGCUGGUGAGCGGUCUCCUUGGAGUGGCCGCCUUCGUCCACGUGUGCCUCUCACCUCACAGCAGCUGCACGACUGGUACGGUCGCCGUCAGGGUCGCGCUUCUGGAGCUGGGGGCUCUGCUGAUGGAGGUGCUUCUGCUGACGUCACUGGAGCUGGGAGUGGUGCUGGUCUCGGAGGUGCUCGUACUGGGGGUACUGGUGCUACUGGGGCUGGAGGUGCUGAGCCUGCGGGUGCUGCUGCUGGGGACACUGCGGCUGGAGACCCUGGGACUGGGGGUGCCGGUUCUGGGGGUGCUGCUGCUGGUGGAGCUGGCCCUGGAGGAGCUGGCGCUGAGGGUUCUGGUGCUGCUGGAGGUGCUGGAGCUACUAGAGGUGCUGGAGCUGCUGGUGCUGGUAGCACUGCAUUGACACGACUGUUCUUCGCUCCGCCGUCUCCGUCGUCUCUGCCGCCGCCUGACUCUGCUCUUCGUCAGGUUGUUACUCUCCCGUCGUCUACUGGUCUUCCGUUACAGCCUGGCUCACCGCUGCCUGCUCCCUCUCCUUACACUGAGCAGACAGGUAGUCUUGCUGAGCGUCGUGAGCCUGCAUCGCGUCCUGUCUCGCCUGUUCGUCCUUGUCGUACCGUUCGUCGUGUUCCUCGUCAGCGUCAGCCGGCUGUCCCCGGCACACGCCUUGUAGCCCUGCGUCGGUCCUCUCCUCCGGAGCGUACUCCUCUUCCGUCUCCCCCUGCGUCCUCUUUGCCUGACGUCGCGGACCCUGAGUCUGACCAGUAUCGUGCUGAGCACCCUACUGUCACGCGUCUGCUAGCCACCGUUGUCACUGACCCGUCGUUUGAGUCUGCUGCUGCGUCUGCCCUAGUCGCUGAGCUUGUUGACUUUGCUGCUGCCUGUCGUCUAGACUUCGCUGCCAGUCUUGUUCCUGAGUCUGAGUCUGUCUGUCCUCCGUCCGUCGGGGAUGAGUGUGCUCUUAGCACGGACGUCCUUGAGGACAGGCACGAGGACCUUGAGUGUCUUGCGGCUGCUGCGCCUCAUCUCGUGGCCAUGCUGCUUGCCCCUGAGGGAGACCCGGAUGCACCAGACAUCCCGACCCCGCGCUCUUACGCUAAGGCGAUCGCGGGUGAGUACUCCUCUUAG
Molecule: messenger RNA, 1686 nt
Organism: Closterium sp. Yama58-4
Lineage: Eukaryota; Viridiplantae; Streptophyta; Zygnematophyceae; Desmidiales; Closteriaceae
Source: the annotation of a GenBank genome assembly